AUGGAAGCUGCGUCCUCUUCCUCUGCAGCUUCUUCUUCCGCUGUAAAAGCCGAAAAUAAUGAAGCGAAUAGACCAAGAAGAAUGAUCAAGUUCCCUAAUAAAGAACUUCCUCAAAUCACUCAACCAUCCCGUCGUAAAAAAACCAAGAAAAAUAUCGACCUUAAAUUCUGUCGCUCAGUGUAUCUGGAAUUGAAAAAACGACAACACUCUGCAUAUGCUUACCCGUUCUAUGAGCCGGUUGACGCUGAGAAAUUGGGCAUUCCUGAAUAUCCUAACAUAAUCAAAAACCCCAUGGAUCUCUCCACAAUUUAUAAUAAAUUGGAAAAAGAAGAAUACACUUCUGCAGAAGAGUUUGAAGCAGACAUUCGAUUAAUGUUUGACAACUGUUACAAAUUCAAUGCUCCUGGUACUGAUGUUUAUAACAUGGCUAAACAUUUGAAAGCUUUGCAAAAACAUCUUGCUGCUUUAUCAUCCCAACUGAAUCAAUAUAGAAAAUCAGGAAAAACUAAAAACAAAAAACCUACUAAAAAGCUUACUAAAAAACCCACUAAAUCCAAAUCCAAGUCUGAUGCUGAUGCAUUGACUGAUGCAAUGCCAAAAGCAAAACGUCGACGAAUUUCAAAAGCUGAGAUUGAGACCAUUGUUAAAGAAGAUGAUGAUAAGGAACUUACUGCCGAUCAAAAGGCCCUUCUUUCUAAAAGGAUUGAAUAUCUUCCUCAAGAACUCAUGGUUACGCUCAUUAGUAUGAUACAACAGAGUGGAGCAACGUUGAUGCCUGAAGAAGGUGGUUACGAGUUAGAAAUUGAGUCUAUUGACACUAAAACUGCUAAAAAAAUUUAUAAUUUUGUAAUGGCAAAUACUUCCGAACCAAAUGGUCGUAAAAAACGAAAAAUACCUGCUAAAAGAAAAAACCAGAUAAGUGAAGAAGAACAAAUAAAAGCUUUGGAAGAAACUUUGGCUAAAUUUGACAACAAAUCCAUAACCUCUAACGCUAAUAUAGAGGCAAAUGAUAGUUCUGAUGAUGAUUCUUCGGAUAGCCAAAGCUCGGCAUCUUCUGGUUCCGAGUCUUCGGGUAGUGAUACAGUUUAG
Molecule: messenger RNA, 1089 nt
Organism: Entrophospora sp. SA101
Lineage: Eukaryota; Fungi; Glomeromycota; Glomeromycetes; Entrophosporales; Entrophosporaceae
Source: the annotation of a GenBank genome assembly